AUGGUCUAUGGAGGGAAGCCUAGCACCGGAUGUUACCUGUGCCGCAAGCGGAAGAUUAAGUGCGAUGAAGGCCACCCUGAGUGCCGAAACUGUGGUGUGUACGGCCGGCCUUGCCCGGGAUACCGGCCUGAUGCAGUUUUCCGGAAUGAGAACAAGAAAGUCGAGCGCCAAGCAAAGAAGGACAUUGUUUCGUCUGGUACUAGCAGACAAAGUGUGACGCUCCUCUCGCAAUUCUCUGGGGAUGCAGACCGUCAUUCUGGGAGCCCUUCAAGCACUAACACCUCGCUGUCGCUGAUUCCAAUAGCGGAUGCGACGUGGGAAGAUCGCGCAAUAUGUUAUUUCUUUGAUCAAUAUAUAGUCAAGUCCGACAAUGAAGAUGGCGUGGGCCACUUGGACUAUUUGCCAUUACUUUAUUCCCAAAUUGACCAGCAAAAAUCGACAUCCUCUUGUCUCCGAUGGGCUGUGGACGCGACGGCGUUUAUGACUCUCGCCAAUGUUACACGGGCACCCCAACUCAUGAUGAAGGCCCGUCGAGGAUAUGGAAAGGCUUUGAGCAGUCUACGUGAAGCUUUAGCAUCGCCUACGGAGGCUCUGAAAGAUGAAACAUUUGCCUCUGUGGUCAUUCUGUCUCUCUUCGAGGAUGUCACUGGUGAACGAAAUGGGCUAUAUAGCUCUCACACCGCUGGAUUUGAGUUCCUGAUGAAAAUUCGAGGCAAGGGUCAACUAAACAACCGCCACGGCCGUGACAUGUUCAACUUCGCUUAUACACACACUUCCGUUGAGAUUCUUGCGUUGGGGGAUAAACCUCGUUUCGACAUGGACUGGAUAUUGGAACAAUUAAACAUCGAUGAUCCCGUCGAACGGCUCAUGCUGGCUGCCUCCAAACUGAGCCAACUUUUCCUGGCCAUGCAAGCAGCACCCAGUCCACCCGAUUUAGCCACUGUCAAACAGUGGAUGACUGCUGGCCAAGAGUGUGAUUUCGAGCUCUCCCAAUGGACUCUUCACCUUCCCGAUCGUUGGCUACCUCUAGUCGUCUACUCUGCGCAGGGCGAAUCCUUACUUACCUAUAAUCGCAUCUCCAACUGUGUGAUCUGGAACUAUUACCGAGCCGUGCGUAUCAUGCUACAACAACUCCUCCUCAGUCUCAAACGAUCCUACUCCGACAUCAUCUCGAAAAAGAAGGAGCCUGACGAUCCCUUUGUCGUCAAUUCCGCGCUUGAUGAGACUAGCUUACGGGCAGUCAUCCAAGAAAUGACGACCGACGUCUGCCGCAGCAUUCCUUUUGCCAUGUCGGAUGUGGAUACUCUUGGCCGACCGACAAAACCGGGAGACUAUCAAUCAACCAUUCGGGCCGUGCAAGGCUAUGGUCUCCUCUGGCCACUUUGGUACAUUGUAUCAUGCGGCAUGCCUUCGCCACAACAGGCGAAUCAGAUUAACUUAGUGCUAUAUCGCAUUGGAAAUCAACAAGGCAUCAAUCUUGCUCUUAUUCUGGCCCGCGAAGCCGAACGACUCCGUGGCGAUAACAAUUCAUUCAGAGCCCCUCCCCCUCGAAUCGGACCUACCGGAGUUCAUACCCCAUGA
This is a messenger RNA of Penicillium pulvis, 1581 nucleotides long. Its product is annotated as putative C6 transcription factor. NCBI's taxonomy places the organism in Eukaryota, Fungi, Ascomycota, Eurotiomycetes, Eurotiales, Aspergillaceae. Bases 1 to 1581 code for a protein of 526 amino acids. Gene Ontology annotation, biological process: regulation of DNA-templated transcription. The transcript has 3 exons. The record is from RefSeq and is a predicted model, not a curated record. Gene Ontology annotation, molecular function: DNA-binding transcription factor activity, RNA polymerase II-specific; zinc ion binding.